Messenger RNA from Saprolegnia diclina VS20, 930 nucleotides. RefSeq lists its product as hypothetical. The record is from RefSeq and is a predicted model, not a curated record. The transcript has 2 exons. Lineage: Eukaryota; Oomycota; Saprolegniomycetes; Saprolegniales; Saprolegniaceae. The coding region runs from base 1 to 930 and encodes 309 amino acids.
AUGCCACCACAAGCCGCGAAACACUCAAUGCGUACGGCAAACGACGUGAUUCACCGCAUCUUGUGGGACGACUGCAUUCCACAAGCCGAAGUUAUCGUCGGGUACCUCGAUCGGUUUGUCGGUACGGUCGAGCGCGACUUCGCCAAGUUUAAUUGGGGGGACAUUGCAACCUUGUCACAGAACGAGACCGCGAUCCCGCAGCACCGGAUCCAGUACUUCAAAUGGCGCGAUGAGGUCAUUUGGGACAAGCGCGUGCGCCUCGACCGCGUCUUUGGCUCGUCCGGCCACGACGUGGUUACGUUUUCGCCGGCAACAGCCGCCUCAUCACCGUCGUCUGCCGUCGCGCCGGUCAAUGCAGCAGCAUCACAUAUCAGCACGGACUGCGCAAACACGUUGGUGUGCUUUCGCAUCAUGGACCCCGCGGUUGUCGACGCAUGCAAGCAACUACAAGCCGCAAUCAUCGCCGCCAACCCGCGACUGGCACCAGCAGCGCUCGCACCGGCGCGCUUCCACUGUACGCUUCUACGACUACGCCUCCAAUCCCUCAACAUUGUGCAGCGACUCACGUCUGACUUGGUCAACGAAGUUGCCAUCGUCAAGCGCGUUUUGGUCGAGUGUCAAGGGCUGCUGCAUACUCUGUGCACUUCGAGUGUCAAAUUUGAGGGCGUCAGUGCUUUUCGCAACCGCGUCAUCUACGCCAAGGCGGCGCCGCACGACGGACUGCUGACGCUCGUGGCGACGCUGAAAGCGCGGUUAUUAUCCGCUGGCAUCGCGCUCGUUGGCAACUACGACCCGUACGAGCCACAUAUACAGCUUUUCAAACUCACCACGGAUCACCGCCGGCUUGGCACCAAGAUCAACGCCCCAUGCAUUUUUGCGCUCUCGACGACACCAGACAUAUCGCACCUGAUGGGUUUUACCCGCAGCUAG